AUGGCGUUGUUUCUGUUUGAUGUAAAUAUAACACCCAAUCCAGACAACGUUGCCUAUUCUAGUGCCUACCUGGACUAUCACCAGGACAUUGUAUACUAUCAGUCUCCUCCUGGUCUUAAUUUCYUACACUGCUGGAGGUUUGAUAAAGAAGUGAAAGGUGGAGAAAGCAUAUUUCUUGACGUGUUUGCUAUCGCCGAACAGUUUAGAAUAACAAAUCCAACAGAAUUUGAUACACUUGUUAGAGURCCAGCAACGUUCCAGAAUAUAUCUCUCGAUGGGGAAAACCCCAUAUACUUAAAAUAUCAAAGACCACACAUAGCUCUAAACCACAGGAAGGAGAUUGUAUCAGUAACUUGGUCACCAUGCGUCGAAGGCCCUCUAUUUGUAGAAGAGGAUGACGUUGAAUCUUACUACGAGGCCUACUUUGCUUUCCACAAAGCUGUCAGGCAAUCAGAYUUAAAGGUAAAGUUCAGACUUGAUGUGGGAGAUCUUAUCGCAUUCAAUAAUCUUCGACUURUUCACGGACGUGAAGCGGUUCAACCAAAUGGCGGGAGUCGUUUCYUGAAGGGCUGUUUCAUGAAUAUUGAUGAGUUUCGCAACAAAAUUGAUGUUAUGUCCCAUCUYCAUGGCGACAAGCGAUUAUCAAAGAGAAUUGGCAACAACUGUUUCUUUUGA
This is a messenger RNA of Exaiptasia diaphana, 675 nucleotides long. Its product is annotated as probable gamma-butyrobetaine dioxygenase. Gene Ontology annotation, molecular function: oxidoreductase activity. Gene Ontology annotation, cellular component: mitochondrion. Gene Ontology annotation, biological process: carnitine biosynthetic process. The record is from RefSeq and is a predicted model, not a curated record. NCBI's taxonomy places the organism in Eukaryota, Metazoa, Cnidaria, Anthozoa, Actiniaria, Aiptasiidae. The transcript has 8 exons. Bases 1 to 675 code for a protein of 224 amino acids.